Messenger RNA from Sarcophilus harrisii (Tasmanian devil), 834 nucleotides. RefSeq names its product beta-crystallin B3. Gene Ontology annotation, molecular function: structural constituent of eye lens. Gene Ontology annotation, biological process: lens development in camera-type eye; visual perception. The record is from RefSeq and is a predicted model, not a curated record. NCBI's taxonomy places the organism in Eukaryota, Metazoa, Chordata, Mammalia, Dasyuromorphia, Dasyuridae. The transcript has 5 exons. The coding region runs from base 39 to 674 and encodes 211 amino acids.
GUUUGCUUUUUUUGUUAUCUAGACCUCUCUGUGAUAAAAUGAUGGAGCAGCAAAGUGUCCCAGAGCAGGCGGCUGCUGGGAAAAGCCAUGGAGGCUUAGGGGGCACCUUCAAGGUCUCGGUCUAUGAGAUGGAGAACUUCCAAGGAAAGAAGUGUGAUUUCUCCACCGAGUGCCCCAACUUGACUGAGAAUCUGCUGGAGAAAGUGGGCUCCAUUCAGGUGGAGUCUGGCCCGUGGUUGGCAUUUGAACGCUGCGCCUUCCGGGGAGAGCAAUUUGUCCUUGAGAAGGGCGACUACCCCAGGUGGGACGCCUGGUCCAACAGCCAUCACAGCGACAGCCUCCUCUCCCUUAGGCCCCUGCAGAUUGACAGCCCAGAUCACAAAAUCCAUCUGUUUGAGAAUCCCGCGUACAGCGGCCGCAAGAUGGAGAUUGUCGAUGAUGACGUUCCUAGCCUGUGGGCUCACGGCUUCCAGGAUCGGGUGGCCAGCAUCAGAGUUAUCAAUGGAACGUGGGUAGGAUAUGAAUUUCCUGGCUACAGAGGGCGUCAGUAUGUCUUCGAGCGAGGAGAGUACCGUCACUGGAACGAGUGGGAUGCCAACCAACCCCAAAUCCAGUCCGUCCGGCGCAUCCGUGAUCGCAAGUGGCACAAACGCGGCUGCUUCCUGAGUAGCUGAAGGAGACCUAAGGCCUCCCAUCCUCCACCCCCCCACGGCAGCUGGCCCACCAAGAAGAGGAAGCUCUAGGGCUUUCCAAGGUGGGGUCCCCCAGCCUGACCAGCUCCAAUUUGCCUCAGAACCUCCUCAAUAAAGUAGUGGGAUUCGCAGGUCCCAUCAC